CCCAGGCGCACAUCUGGAGGCCUCCAGCGACGCAUCCGAAGAUGCUCAACUUCAUCUUGCUUGCCACAGCGGCCACCGCCACACAAGCGUUCGUCCCCCCCGCGUCCCUCCUCUCCCCAGUCCGCCCUCAUGCCGCCUCCUCCCUGCAGAUGGCCAGCGCAUCAGGCAUCGAGAAGAUGAAGCCCGAAGAGCAGAGUGCGCUCCUGUGGCGCGCCGUCAAGAGCUCUGUGGGCAUAUUGCGGCGGCCGAGCAAGAGUUCGGUCACGUUUGAACCUGAGAGCGAGACCAUCAACUACCAGGGGGAGGUGGCCACCGCCACAUAUGAGGAGGAACUGAGGCAAGAGCUCAUGAUCAGGUCGGCCUUGCCAUAGAUCUGACUGCCUGCUUCACAGGGAGCUGACUGGUUGACUCACUGUGCUUCUCUGCGUGUGUGACGUCAGGUACCUGAAGAAGAUGCUCCGUCUGAAGCGCAUCGAGUCCCUUGAGAAGGCUUUGUCGAGUGGAGACUUCUCCAGCACCGCCAUCGGCAUGGGGGUGGAGGAAGACAAGAUCAUGAAGCCGCCAGAGGACGGCGAGACCGUCGACUGGUCAGUGACCGACACGCCCACACUCCAGAGAGCCAGCCUGUGACAGACAUUGGUGCGGGCGGACGGGCGUGCUGCACUGUGUGUUCAGGUCUCAGCUGCCUGUUGAUGAUCCCGACUUUGACCCGUCCACCUACCUCACUCCCUCCGAGCGUCGUGAGCUGACGCUGCGCUCCACGACUAAGGGCCGCAUGGACGACUUCGUCAAGUCGUGGUACGAGGGAUUUGACAGGCCGACCGAGAAGCCCGACCCCAUCUCGGGAUAGAGAUUACGAACGAUGCGUAGGUGUAAUGGCUGAUAGAUAGGCCAUCCAUGUUUUCGGUGCGGCGUGUUGGGAUGUGGGUGUCAUGUGAUUGAUGCUCUAGUGUGAUGUGACACGGCGGUGGAGAGGCAGGGAUGCGUGUGUGAG
Vitrella brassicaformis is the source of this 994-nucleotide messenger RNA. The record is from the annotation of a GenBank genome assembly. Lineage: Eukaryota; Vitrellaceae.